Messenger RNA from Rotaria sordida, 1596 nucleotides. The record is from the annotation of a GenBank genome assembly. NCBI's taxonomy places the organism in Eukaryota, Metazoa, Rotifera, Eurotatoria, Philodinida, Philodinidae.
AUGGCGAGUAAUAGCAAUCAAAUAAAUACUGAUGCAAUAAGUGAAGGUUUACAUAGUAAGGAUAUAUGGAAGCCAUUUAAUUGCCAUUUACCAUCAUAUCUUAAAUCUUCAAUUCAACUACCUUUUCUUAAUUCAAAAAUUUCAAUUAUUGGUAGAGUAUUACGUCAUGCAAUUGUUGAUUUACUUUAUAAUAUAACAAAACACCCAAAUGAAUAUAUAGAAAAUGAAACAACUAUUAUUGGUACUGAACAUCGUUUAUAUCAUUCACGUCGUUAUCGACUUAAAUUACAGAGUAAUAAAUUUCAACUUUCAAAAUUGCAUGAUGAUGAUGAUAAUGGUGAUGAUGCCAUUGAGUUCGAAAUAAGUUCAAUAGCUCCAACAGUUUUUUAUAAACUACGUGAAGAUAUAGGUAUAUCAAAUAUUGAUUUUCGUCGAUCAUUUUCAAAACAUCAUUUACAAGAAAUUAAAAAUCCUGGUAAAAGUGGUGCAUUUAUGUAUAAAACAUUUGAUGAUCUAUAUAUAUUAAAAACAUUACAUGGAUAUGAAGCACGUUUAUUAAUGGAAAUUUUAUCUGGUUAUCAUUUACAAUUAGUACAACGUCCAACACUAUUUAAUCGUUAUGUUGGUUUAUAUUCUGUACGUUUUCGAAGAGUAGUAUCAUCUACUUUUUAUAUCGCUAUUGCGGCAAAUGCAUUUACAUCAUCAUUGAAAAUUAAUCAAAUAUUUGAUUUGAAAGGUUCAACUAUUAAAAGAAAAUCGCAAAGAAAUUUAUGUCCAGAUAAAUUACAUCAUUUAAAAGAUGUGGAUUUCAUGGAUUUAUAUCCAAAUGGAAUACGUAUACCAUCGAAUAUUUAUCAUCGAUUACAUACGGUUAUAUCAAAUGAUAUUAAAGUUUUAAAAAAACUGAACAUAGUUGAUUUUUCCGUCUUACUUGGAAUCAGACAUUUAGAUGGAUCAAAUAAUGAUCUUAUACAACCUCAACCCUCAACUGGUGUAGCUGCUCUUUUUAAUACGAUACAUAGUCUUGCAUUAUUGUGUGCACAAACACAUGAUUGUCAUUCUUCAUCGUCAAGUCCUCGAAUGGAUUUAACAUCUUUAUCAAAUUCACUUUUAAAACCAUUACAAAUGAUUGGUGAAAACAUUGAUACAAAUUUAUUUUAUAAUAAUGAUUCAAUUGCCUGUGCUACUUUACCAAUACCGGGUAUUAUAAAUCAUACUAAUCAGCGUGUUUAUUUAUAUUUGUGUAUUGUUGAUAUGCUUCAACAAUUUGAUUGUCGUAAAUGUUUAGAACAAAAAUUUAAAAAAAUUACUGAUCCUAAUCGAUAUCAACAAUAUUCUACCAUUGAACCAGAUGAAUAUGAAAAACGAAUUUUCAAAUUUCUAUUUGAAAAUGUUUUUAUUGAUGCUGGUGAUAAUUUUCUAUGGGCUAGAACUGAUGAUAAUAAGCCCAUUACUGAUAAUAAUAAUAAUAAUAAUAAUGAAUUGCCAAUGAAAAAUAAUAGAUAUAUUAAGAAAACUCAUACUCGUAGACGUCGACAUUCAAUUCAACAUCAUGAAAAUUCAACUUCAAAUAGUGAUAAUGUAGUUGAUUUCUAA